Diabrotica virgifera virgifera (western corn rootworm) is the source of this 1573-nucleotide messenger RNA. RefSeq names its product cytochrome P450 4C1-like. Gene Ontology annotation, molecular function: oxidoreductase activity, acting on paired donors, with incorporation or reduction of molecular oxygen; monooxygenase activity; heme binding. The record is from RefSeq and is a predicted model, not a curated record. NCBI's taxonomy places the organism in Eukaryota, Metazoa, Arthropoda, Insecta, Coleoptera, Chrysomelidae. The transcript is spliced from 8 exons. The coding region runs from base 79 to 1557 and encodes 492 amino acids.
AAACUGCACAAGGUAUUAGUAGAUGUUAACUGUUUUCGAACUGUUUUAGUAUUUCUAAAUAUUGUAGUUAAUACUACCAUGUUAAUUUUAUGUAUAGCCCUAGGGUUGUUGUUUAUAUAUUGGUUGGAAAGAAGAAGGAGACAUGCACAAUUCUGGAAACAUAUUUGGAAAAUUCCAGGACCUAAAGGGAUUCCAAUAAUUGGCACCCAUUACAGAAUAUUUACUGAAAAGGAACUAUGGUUAAGGGAUCGGUUAAAUGCCAAAAAGUUUUACCCGCUAUUUAAAUUAUGGUGUUUUGAUAUUGUUGUUGUUUUUGUGAUAUGCCCAGAUGAUAUAAAAAAAAUUCUAAAUAGCAAAGUACACAUUAACAAGAGUUUUAUAUAUGAUUUCUUCAAGGACUGGAUAGGAGAUGGUCUGUUUGUAACUAAUGCAACAAAGUGGCACAAAAGAAGAAAACUACUCACACCAGCUUAUCACUUUAACAUAUUGCAAAAAUCUGUAGAUGCUUUCAGUACAGAGACAGAACGACUAAUUGACAGAUUAAAUGAAGAUUGCCAUAAGCCUUACCUUAAUGUAGUAGACUUGGCAAAAGAUUUUGCUAUGUGCUGCGUUGGUGAAACGUCUGUAGGGCUUCCUGUACGUGAUCACAAGAACUACGAGAAAUACAAAAAGGCUGCAAAAGACUAUUUAGAACUACAGGUAGCUAAAGCUGCCAAUCCAUUAGUUCUUGUUCCUGCUCUGUACAAAUGGACUUGGAUCUACAGAAAGAGCUUGGAAGUCAUUUCAAUCUUACAAGAAUUUUCUAGCAGCGUUCUCGCUGAAAAAAAGCAACGUAUUAAAGAAGACAAACAAUAUUUUGAAAAAGAAAAAUCGUUAGGGUUAUUGGAUUUGCUGUUGAAAGCUAGAGAGGAUGGUGCAGAUAUAGAUGAUACUGGAAUUAGGGAAGAAGUUGAUACGUUCAUUUUUGCAGGACACGAUACUACAGCUACUUCAUUAUCAUUUAUCUUGUUUGCGUUAGGAAAUGAGCCAGACAUACAGGAACGUAUUUAUGAAGAAACCGUUAAUACUCUCGGAGACUCAGAAACACCAACUUUUAACCAAUUAAAGGAUCUAAAAUAUUUAGAAAGAUGUAUCAAAGAAGCCUUACGGCUAUACCCAGUUGCUCAUACAAUAUCCAGAAAAGCUGGGGAAGAUAUCAAAACCAUGAACGGAUGUGUAAUUCCUAAGGGAUGUAUGAUUUAUGUAGACAUAUUUGAUGUACACCGGCGACCAGAAAUAUGGGAGGAUCCAGAAAAAUUUGAUCCGGAUAGAUUUCUGCCAGAAGCCACAGCUAAAAGAAGUCCCUUUGCUUAUAUCCCGUUUAGUGCAGGAAGUAGAAAUUGUAUAGGUCAGAAAUAUGCGAUCCUGGAGCUGAAGGUUGUUUUAUGUGGAAUAAUCAGACAUUUCAUAUUAAAAUCCGAAAAAAGACCUGAUGAAAUUGAACUGUCUGCUGAUAUAUUUUUGAAAGUGAAAGAUAGAACCUUAAACGUCAAAUUUAUACCAAGAACUAAACAUUAAAUUAUUUUUUACACAA